UCUCCCAAUUUACUACAUACUGUAUGCACUCUGCGUUCACACGAACAAAAUUGCACCUGUACUAAUGUGGAGUUACUUUUAACGUUAUAUUUUGCGUAAUAUCGUGUUUUUGAAAGUAUAAAUACGAUUAAUAAGUUAGCAUAUACAGUCGGUGUGGGCAUGAUAGUUUAUUCAGCUUUUAUGUGUUAACUAUCGGAGUAGGACACGACUUGGCAUGUUGCAAUUUAAAAGCUACUCUUGUUUAGAUAUUUUAAGAUUUAUAGACAUCGUUUUGAGCUUGCAGUUAUUGUUUUUUGAGGGGUAGGCAGAAAGACUACUUGGUGAAUUUGAGUUAUACUUAGAUUUUAAUAUCAGAGGAUACCAGCCACAGCUCCUUAGAAACCACCUGUAUCCAUGGAGACACCUGAACCUGGCCCAGCAGAUGGAGAAGAGCAUUUGGUGGAGAUGCGACCUCGAACACGCUCCAAUCCUGAAGGUGCUGAGGACCGUCGCAGCAGCACCGGCAGCCUGGGAGGCAACAGUAACCCAAACAUAUCUCAGCCUGCUGUUGGCAGUCGUGUUGAGGGGGAGGGUGAGGCUUCGACCAGCGACAGUCCUCAGACUUCCACCACCACAACUGUUUCAACAGCUGCAGCUCAAACGGUAGCACCUGCUGCAGCCAGUGCACCGGUGCCCCUAUCCACUGCAGCUGCUGCCGUCAAAGAGAGGCCGAAGCCCACACCCCAGCAGUCCACGCUGACAACCUCUGUCCCACCACCAGAGUACCAGCUUCGAGUACCCCGUGUCAACUGCCCAGAGAAAGUGAUUAUCUGCUUAGAUCUUUCUGAAGAGAUGUCUUUGCCGAAGUUAGAGUCUUUUAAUGGGUCUAAAACAAAUGCUCUGAAUAUAUCCCAGAAGAUGAUUGAGAUGUUUGUUAGAACUAAACAUAAGAUUGACAAACGUCAUGAAUUUGCCCUGGUUGUAGUCAAUGACGACGCCCUGUGGUUGUCAGGUUUCACGUCUGACCCCAGGGAACUGUGCAGCUGUCUGUAUGAUCUGGAGACCAAUGUGUGCGAGUCCUUCAAUCUCGAAGAUCUUCUUAAUGUAAUUCGCCUGAAGAUUGAGCUACCAUUGAUGGAAAACAUUCAGACCAUCCCACCUCCAUAUGUGGUGCGGACUGUGCUCAUCUACAGCCGCCAUGCAGGACAGCUACAGUUCAAUCCUUCUGAAGCUGUUGGUAAAAUGCUGCAGUCUCCAUAUUUUUUCUUUGAUGUGGUUUACCUGCACAAUGGGGUGGAGGAGCAGGGAGAUGAGACCAGCUGGAGAGACAACUAUACCACUUUCUGCAACCUGGACUCAAAGAGCAUGUGCUAUCGCUUUGAGGUUUCCCUGAGUGGGCCCGCCAUCGAGCUGCACAACUGCAUGGCCAAACUUCUGGCUCACCCUUUGCAGAGACCUUUCCAGAGUCAUGCGUCUUACAGCCUGCUGGAGGGGGAAGACCCUCAGGACAUUGAGGCAACAGUCUAAAAUGGGACACAGCUGCUCUGUGAAACACAUACACACUAUAGUUUAUUAGAAGAGGGUCCAGGGUUUGCCAAGUCCAUUUCCUGUGGUAGAGCAAGAACGCCUAAGAAUACAUAGGAAAAAUUGUUAUAGUUAUAAAGAAACGAGACCAUUUCAGCAGGUUAUAGUUAAAUCAACCAUUGUUUUUCAUAAGAAAAUGAAUCGGUUGAACCUAUUCCCUUAGACCACACUGAUCUGUCCAUGAGUCGUAAAGGAUUUAAUCAGCUCCAGUCUGUGCCAGUUGUCCAUAGCUGGCCUUGUAAGACUUUGAAGUAGUGAACUGCUAAAUCAUAUGCGGUAUCACAGACAUCAUAACAGUACCUUUGUGUUCAGUCGGUAAAUUCCACCUUUGUUGCCUGUUUUAAUGUAUUUUUAUAAGGUGUUGUUUUUAAUUCUUUGCAUUUGUUGCUCUUGUAUGUUACACAAAUGAAUGUACAGUAAUGCAGUUGUGGCAUCAUUUGAUUUGUUCAUAAGUGGCACGUACAAGAGAUUUGAGAGAAUUUGUGGCAUCCCCCACUUUUCCUGUAUGUAAAAUGAUCUUGUGGCUAAGUGGUCCAACAUGGUCUUAUGAGUCUUCACAAAGGGAAAACAUCUGAAUUAAUUUGGAGAUUAAAUAUGAUACAGAAAUCAAUUUAAUUAAAAAUGUACAGUAUUUACAGAAAAAAAUCCCACAAAUGAAGUGGAACAGGUAGGUGGCCUUGUAUGAUAAUGUUAGCACUGAUUAUGCCAAUGAUCAGAUCUCACAAGCGCACACCUGCUCACAUACAAGUGGUGUUCAUCAGUCUGAAACAAGUGAUUUGAGCAGUUGAGAGUUUGGUGUAUCUGACUUGUGGCAUUUGUACAAACAAGCCUCAGAGAAAAGUAAGAGAUCUUGUUCUCUGUAAAUGGAAAUGUUUUUGCAUUAGGCUCACUGUCUAGAUGAGGUUUUUGAAGAUGUUUCUUGGUAUUAAAAAGGUAUGUUGAACCAUA
Monopterus albus (swamp eel) is the source of this 2511-nucleotide messenger RNA. RefSeq names its product BRISC and BRCA1 A complex member 1 (gene babam1). NCBI's taxonomy places the organism in Eukaryota, Metazoa, Chordata, Actinopteri, Synbranchiformes, Synbranchidae. The coding region runs from base 394 to 1506 and encodes 370 amino acids. The record is from RefSeq and is a predicted model, not a curated record. The transcript has 9 exons. Gene Ontology annotation, biological process: double-strand break repair; mitotic G2 DNA damage checkpoint signaling; positive regulation of DNA repair. Gene Ontology annotation, cellular component: nuclear body; BRCA1-A complex; BRISC complex.